ACCAUGCAUCAUUCAUUUUCUCCAACCAUGGUUCGGCCUAACCUGCCCUUGAGGAAACCGUCAUCGAGCCCCAUGAGUCUUUCGACCCCAAGGCCUCCGGCUCCUCCAAAUCCUCUCCCCGUGCCAGAAGCAAUUGUGCGCACGCAGUCUGACGCCAUUGGAGACGACUUGAAGAAUGUCUCAGUCUGCAGGGAUCAAUCUGCAGUGUCGUCCACACCUGCAGCACUGAUCUGCAACUACUGUGGUAAUCAAGGAAAUCUUUGCUGCAAGCGCUGCAAGAGGACACUUUACUGCUCUGUACCGUGUCAGACGGAAGACUGGAAGGCACACAGGCACAUAUGCAAGCCUAUUGAUCCUGUACCUGAAAAUGAGAAACCUAAGGACACCACAGCUUCGCCAGUGACCGGAGACAAAGCCGGCCUGCUUGAGUCUCAGCAAGGAGAUGGCUUCAGCCUCCAGAGGGUCUAUCUGAAGGACUUGUACACUACUAAAAUCAACAAGGGAACAGAUAUCCAGGCAUCUGUUGUGGAGUUCUACAGCCCUGGCAGGUUUUUCCUUGUUGCCCAAUGCCCCGAGCUUCUGAAAGCUCUGCAAAAUAUCAGCACAGAGCUUCAGAAACUGUACAGCUGCCCAUCGGUGACGACGUAUGUUCCCUGUGUUGGAGAGGUUUGCGCGGUUCAGUUCUCCUGUGAUCUGAACUGGUACAGGGGUCUGGUCCAGACCUUGAGUGCUGACCAGAAGAUGGCUAAUAUCCUUUACAUUGACUUUGGCAAUGAAGAGACUGUCCCUGUCGACAGGAUCAAGCCCCUGUCUACUAAAAUCCAGCCAUGUUGUCCAUGCGCAAUGGAGUGCCGUAUCACUGGGGUGGUGCCAACGGCUGGCAGCUGGUCCGGCGAGAGCAGUAUUUUUGUGAAAAAGCUGUUGGCCGGCAAAACUUUAACUGUUAGGCUGGUGGAAACACAAGAAAAUGAUCGCAUCCAUUCUGUGGAUAUCCUAUUCCCUACAGGAAAUAAAUUGAGCGCAUUCCUCGUUGAGCAUGGUUAUGCAGAAGAGGAAGCUGUCAACAUCGCACCAACUCAGCAGGAAAUAAACGCCAUGGUGACUGCAUCUUUGGAAAACUUCAGGCGUCGCUCUGAUGGAAAGGACGACAACACCUGGGCUCAGCCACCAGAGCCACUGACACAGGCACUGGGUGACUCCUUUUCUGUCAUGAUCACCGACCUCCAGUCACCCAGUGAAAUUAUCUUACAGAAGGUGGAGAAUGCUGGAAUGAUUCAGGAGUUGCAGCUGAAUCUGAGGGAACACUGCUGUCAGCUCCCAGCCCCUCAGAACUUCAGGCCGGCCCCUGGCACAGUUUGCUGUGCAAGGUUCUCAGAGGAUAAGCAGUGGUACAGGGCCAAAGUUCUGGGUUAUUCAUCCGAGGAACGUGUCUGUGUCGGCUACAUUGAUUUUGGAAACUCUGAGGAAGUGGAUUUGGCUAACCUGCAGCCAAUCAGCACUGCCCUACUGGCCUUGCCAAUGCAAGCUAUUCCCUGUGUUCUAGCAGGGGUGCAGCCGGUUGGGGAGAGCUGGUCAGAAGACUGUCUGCUGGCUCUGCGGCAAAGGAUAUCAAACCGAAUACUGCGCAUUGAGAUCACGGCAACACACGACGGCAAAGCUUUUGUGACCAUGGUCGAUGAGGCCAGUGAUCCUCAGGCCGAUGUCGCCGAACUGCUGCGCUUUGCUGGUUUCGCUGCAUCUGCUCCUAUUCCCGUCGGUAGUGACCUGCAGGCCGACCAGACGGCAACGGCCACUGUGGAACCACAAGUGCCUACCCCUGCUGCCUGUGAGCCUCUGGUGUGGUCUUGUGCUGAGCUUCCCUGCGAUGGCCAGACAGUGGCACUGCUCGCUAGUGUCGUGAAGAACCCUCGAGAGUUUUACUGCUGCCUCAACAACCCUACAGACCAUCAGCGGCUGAUGGAGCUGGGGACUGAGUUGAAACGUCAUUGUGAGGCCAACGUGUCCGCUUCUGUGCCCAAAGUAGGGGAGCCCUGUUGUGCCCUGUUUCCUGGUGAUGGAGAGUGGUAUCGGGCGAUGGUAAACGGGCUGUCUGAAGAAGACGUGUCUGUAUACAUUGUGGACUACGGUCAUAGCAUGAAAGUUGAAAAGAGCAACCUUCGAUCAAUUACAAACCGGCUGCUGACUCUACCCUUCCAGGCAAUUCGCUGCUGGCUCAAAGGUGUGGAGCUUCUGGGGUCAGAGUGGAGCAGUGAAGCCUUGCUGUUAUUCCAGACUCUGGUGGCUAGCGAGCAGCUCUCUGCACGUGUCCUUUCUGUCACUGACCAAGGUUACGGUUUGGAUCUGGAGAGCAAAGGGCAGAAUGUGGCAACAGCCCUCAUUUCACUCGCCACAAAGACACAUGCAACCACUGGCUCUGGACACGCACGCCAAGAGAAAAUACAGGCAAAUGAGCAAAGCCCAAAACGAGCGCAUUGCUCGAACCAGGUGACAGGAGUCAGUUCCAAAGAGAUGCCAACUGAGGGGGGCACUGCAAUGCCAUCGGAAGCCCUGUGUUUCCCAGUGGACUGGAAGACAGUGGAGCUGCCUCUCAACAACACUUUUCAGCCCUGCUUUGCUGCCAUCACCAGCCCUUCCCUCUUCUACCUGAUAAGUCCCAGCCAGGGUCAGAACACUCGUUUACCGUCGGUCAAAAGUAAAUGCUCAAAUGAUAAAUGUGUUCUACUCCUUUCUGUUGUGAUUGCUGUGUGUUGUGCAGUGGACCCGCAGAAGCUUCAGGGGGUGAUGAUGGAGCUGGCUGCCUCCUGCAACACCAUUCAGGCCUCUUCAUCCUCCACUGUCUUGAGCAGGCCAGCUCCUGGGGCUGCCUGCUGUGCUCAGUUCUCUGCUGACAGUAACUGGUACCGAGCGGUUGUCCUGGAGGUCGCUGAGAGUGAGCUGAGCGUCGUCUACGCGGACUACGGCAACACUGAGAAGGUGCCCUUCUCCCGUGUCUUGCCCAUCCCCAUGAACCUGCUUCAGCUCCCCUUUCAGGUCACUCGCUGCACCCUCACUGAACUCUUCCCUGCAGAGCUUCCAGAGGAAGUCCAGAAGCUGUUUCAAAACCUGCUGUCGAGCGGCGUCCUCGCCACGGUCCAGUCCUUCAACGGCUCGGAGAAUGUGCUGUCGCUCACUCUGCCCACUGAGAAGGGCGGGGGGCACAUCGGCGCCAUGAUCUCAGAUGCACUACAGGCCAAGAGUCAUCCUGGUGCGUCCAUCACCCGGAAGGUUGACCACGCGGCCGGCAUCGCAGCCGCUGCCAUCACUGCAGCUGGAGCCGACUGCCGCAUCGCAAAGCCUGAAAGCCCAAAGGAGCCUGGAAAUACAGCAGCGAGCGCCGGCCUCGCCAUGAACCCCGAGCCGGCCCCCGAGACUCCCCAGCAGAAGAAAAACACUUCUGCUGGGACAAUCAAUGGAGUCAAACUGCUGGAAAGGAGAGCAGAAAAAGAUCCGGUUCAGAAGAUUUUGGAGCAAAUGGAGCCUCCGUGUAAAAUAACAAGUUCUAAUGAUCCUCCGACGUCUGGCUGCUGCUGUCUGAAGCUGAUCACGAAGAUCGACCACCUGCAACAGCAGCUUUCUCUCAUCACACUGUUGUUGGGACAUAACAAAUAGAAGACUCGCCAAUUUCAAAAGCUUUCAACCUUUAAUUUAUGGUUCACUCUGUUCUGGGCGUUUGUGUUUACCCCGUGGUUAAAUUCCAGGACCUUUUUAUAUUUCUGGAUGUUUUCAUUAAAAAAGAAGUAAAUGCAGUAUAAAUGGCCUGCAGUUGGUCCACCUGUUCAGUUGGGAUGUCCUGCCUGAUGGAGUUAUGUGUUCCUGUUUUUACAUAAAAGUUAUGUUUUAUCUUGUGA
This is a messenger RNA of Pseudoliparis swirei, 3887 nucleotides long. RefSeq names its product tudor domain containing 1 (gene tdrd1). Bases 4 to 3648 code for a protein of 1214 amino acids. The record is from RefSeq and is a predicted model, not a curated record. The transcript is spliced from 25 exons. NCBI's taxonomy places the organism in Eukaryota, Metazoa, Chordata, Actinopteri, Perciformes, Liparidae.